UACAACCGUUAGAUCCAGCAAGCAGAAGGCAGCAUGUCCUCCUAUAGUGCAAAUGCCCUCCUCACCCCAUCCCUCCCCAUCACAAGGAAGAAGAAGAAGAGACACGUCAUCAUCACCUUCACCACCUCCCGAUCCCACGUCAGCCCUAGAAUGUCCCUCCAACAACCACUCACCGCCAUCACCAAGCUCCUCUGGGGCAACUCCCUCCCUCCCCAACUCCUCAUCUCCACCGUCCGUUCCACCUGGUCCGCCACCUGGCACCUCCUCAUGUCCCAGCUCGCCCCCUCCGAUCCCUCCGGCCGUUACUCCAGACCCCCCUCCCAAUUCCCCGCCAAUUUCAACUCUCUCCAAUUUUCCCGCCAAAACCCUAGCUCCCUCCACCUCUAUGUGGCCUUGCCCUGCCCUUGGGCUCACCGAACCCUAAUUGUCCGAGCCCUCAAGGGCCUCGAGAACGCCAUUCCGGUGUCGAUUGCAGCCCCGGGGACCGAUGGUUCAUGGGAAUUCAAGGAUGGAGCUGCCCCUGAUGGGGAUACGUUUGUCCCUGGUUUGGAUAAGGCCAAUGGGUGCAGAACACUGAGGGAGGUUUAUAGGCUAAGACGAGGCGGGUACAAUGGGCGGUCCACGGUGCCAAUGCUGUGGGAUGUAGAGAACAAGGAGGUUGUGUGCAAUGAGAGUUAUGACAUAAUUCAAUUGUUCAACUCCGGGUUGAAUGGGUUGGCGAGCAGCCCGGCUUUGGACUUGGCACCACCGGCCUUGAAGGAGAGGAUUGAGGAGUGGAAUCGUGUGAUAUACCCUGGUGUUAACAAUGGGGUUUACAGAUGUGGAUUUGCCCAAAGUCAAGAAGCAUAUGACAUGGCAGUGAACGAGUUGUUUACUACAUUGGACAUGUUAGAUGAUCAUUUGGGCAGAUGCCGCUACUUGUGUGGAGAUAUGCUUACUCUUGCAGACAUUUGCCUCUUUACUACUCUGGUUCGUUUCGAUCUUGUGUACAACGUUCUUUUCAAAUGCACGAAGAAGAAGCUUCUUGAGUAUCCCAAUCUUCAUGGAUACAUGCGAGACAUUUACCAGAUUCCUAAGGUUGCAGCAACUUGCAAUUUUCAAGCAAUUAUGGAUGGGUAUUACGGGAUUCUUUUUCCGCUGAACCCAGGCAGCAUACGGCCAACCAUGCCGUCGGGUUGUGAGCAUGAGGCCCUCAUCAGACCUCAUAACAGGGAAUCCUUGUCUUCAGUUGAUCAGAGUAUGGCCGCCCAUGUUUCAUGAGGGUGCCUACCUAUACAUUAUACUUGUAGAUCAGUUUCUUGUAUUUGUAUGUAGUCGAAAAUUCAGAUAUAUAAUUCACCUUCUUAUGAAGUGUUAUGCUUUACAUCA
Vitis vinifera (wine grape) is the source of this 1368-nucleotide messenger RNA. RefSeq lists its product as uncharacterized. The coding region runs from base 34 to 1260 and encodes 408 amino acids. Gene Ontology annotation, cellular component: cytoplasm. The transcript has 3 exons. Lineage: Eukaryota; Viridiplantae; Streptophyta; Magnoliopsida; Vitales; Vitaceae. Gene Ontology annotation, molecular function: glutathione transferase activity. The record is from RefSeq and is a predicted model, not a curated record.